UUGCAACUGCUUCAAUUAGAUUAACCCAAUGGCAAUAUGCUAUCCUACGAUCUCAAUGAGCGUUUGCUGACUGCCGUUCACAGCGGCGACUUUGGUCAGGCCCUCAACUGCAUCAUUGAAGGUGCCCAGGCAACCUACGUAUCCUCCACUUGCGGUCGCACCGCUGUUGGCACCGCUGCCCUUUUAGGUGACGCUGAACUACUCGAGCUUCUCGUUCAAUCUUGUGAGGAGCCGCAACUGAAUCUAUUCCAUCCGACUCAUACGGAUUCUCUGGAGAUUGAAAGCACACCUGACGGCAUGGAGAAGUUGGAAUGGGUUGAUGAGUUUGAAGGCGAAAGCUGGUCAGAAGAUUCAAAUGGAGGAGGAGGAGGAGGAGUUGGAGCUGGCGAAGAUUCACAGCUAUAUCAUUACUAUGCCAAAACCUUUGAGAACACUGGCGAGUUUUUGAUGCAAUGUUGUCCCAAUUGCCGUCAACAAGAUCCACAUCUAUAUGACUCGGACUUGGCGACACCUCUUCACUACGCAGCCGCCUGGGGACAUUCCCAGUGCGUCGCUGUGCUGCUCAAACAUCAGGCACCCAUCAAUGUGGUCAACAGCGAGGGUUAUUCACCGCUCCAUGUGGGAGCCGGAUUUGCCGAGGUCACUCGGCUGCUGAUCAAGCAUGGAGCUCACGUUAAUGCGAAGACCUUGAGCGAUGGCAAGACGGCACUUCAUCUAGCCAUCGAGAAUCGUUGCACGCAGUCGGCGCAGCUGCUGCUCCAGACAAAUAUCAAUAUCAACGAAACGGAUGACGAGGGCGAGACACCACUGAUGAUGGCCAUCAUCUGUAAUCUCCAUGAGCUAGCUGUGGAUUUGAUCAAUCGUGGUGCUCGUAUCAAUCUCCAGGAUAAACGGGGAAGUACCGCACUAUAUUUUGCUGCAAUUGGAAGACAUCUGCUGUUGGCACAGCUACUGCUGGAUCGCGGUGCUCGAAGAUUACCAUCACAUCAUCUGCUGCAUCAUUGUGUUGGCUCACGUACCUCAGAUCUUGAUAUGGUGCAGUUGCUCCUGGAACAUGGAGAUAGUCUCAGUGUGCGGGACUACGAUAAUUGCACUCCGAUUAUGCUGGCCAUACAUCACCAGCUGCCCAAGAUGCUGUCCUAUAUGCUGGACCAGGCCGAGAAGCAACGUCGCCAGGGACUCUAUACGGAUGCCCAGGAUGAGGGUCUUCUACUCUUUGCCGUGCAGCAGAUCGAAGACAUUCAGGAAUUCUCUACCACACUCAGAAUACUGCUUGCCAAGUUGCCAAGUGCUCGUCGAGAUUUGUAUAGCUUUAAGACGCCAACUCUUGUGUGUGGAUUUGUCUACAGUGAGACACCUUUGGCUCGUGCCAUCAGCUUGCAGAGAUUCAAUAUUGCCCAACUGCUGAUAAGGGAGGGCUGCAAUCUCUCCCAGAUCUCUGCCGAGCAUGCUGUGAGCAAUCUACGCUCCGAUGUCUCCACACAGAGUUUAACAUUAGCUCGACUUUUGGCACAUGCUGGUUUGAAAUUUCCUUUGCCCUCCGAAAGCAGUUCAAAGGAGACUUAUGUUGAGCAGGAAUUGCGGCAGUUAAGCACACAACCUCACACGCUGCAAUCACUGUCCCGUCACGUGAUACGCCAGCAACUGUUGCUGUCGCUGCAGCAACAUCCAUCGCUCCACGAACAGUAUACGCCCACGGAGCAGAGCUCUACAUUGGCCCGUAUCGUGGAUGAGGCGCUGUGCAUGCCGAUGACUUUAAAGAAAUAUGUUAGCGAUUUUUCGGAGUUACCCACAAUUCGUGGGCCUCAAAUAGAACAUCGUCUCAUACGUUCCGUCGAGUCUUGGGAUUAGCAUUGACAACAACAGCAUGUGCAAAUUGUGUGCAAGUUCUAAAAUACAUUUAUUUUAUAAUU
Molecule: messenger RNA, 1913 nt
Organism: Drosophila innubila
Lineage: Eukaryota; Metazoa; Arthropoda; Insecta; Diptera; Drosophilidae
Product: putative ankyrin repeat protein RF_0381
Exons: 2
Coding region: 37-1851 (604 amino acids)
Molecular function (GO): protein binding
Source: RefSeq, a predicted model, not a curated record